AUGGCGGGCGCCUCUCUCUUGCACGCUCUGCUGAAAUACCCGCAUUUGGACGUCCACAUCUUCGAGUCAGCCGCCGAGUUCAGAGAAGCCGGUGCCGCUGUCGGUGUUGCUCGGAACGGUCUUGCCGCGCUGAACCUCAUCGGCGCCUCGGCCGGCCAAUGCCUAGAGCGUGCCGGCGCAGUCUCGCAGCGGGGUGUUCGCUUCCUGCUUGCUGAAGGCGGGGAACGGAACAAGCUCAUUGACGAGGCAAGAGACGAUAGCGGCAAGGCUCUGGUGAGCAUUGUGCAUCGGGCCGUGUUAUUGCGGGAGUUGCUCGACGGCGUUCCUCCAGAGCGUCUGCAUGCGUCCAAGAAGCUAGACCGAGUCGAAAGAGCAGGCGAUGAUGGGCCUGUCAUGCUCCAUUUCACGGACGGGACUACGCAUGAGUGCGACAUCCUUGUUGGCGCUGACGGAAUUCAUAGUACGGUGCGUAGGAUCGUGCUCGGAGAGGGGGACCCCGCUGCGUAUCCGAGGAAUGCUGGCUGGUGGGCGGUCAUGGCCUUGAAGCCGUACGCAGAUGCCCGGGCUAGUCUUGGUGAGGGCCCUGUCGAUAUCGAUGACGCGCGCGAACACAUGUGGGUUGGCGAUGGCACGUAUCUGAUGCAUAAUAUCUUGAACCGGGGGCAGCUGGUGCAGGUUAUCAUUUCCGCCUAUGAGAAGGGGGCCGAGGCAUCAGAUAAGUGGCAUCGAAUUGUGAGCGCGGAGGAGAUAACGAAGCUCUACCAAAGCUGGCCGUCGCAUUUGAAAAAGGCAGUAAAUGAACUACUGUGUGAUCAGCCCGAGCAGCCAGCCAUAUACCUAUGGGAUCACCCACCUGCCCGUACGUACGUAGCCGGGCCAAUAUGCAUCAUGGGAGACGCCGCCCAUGCCACGACACCAUGGCAAGGCUCUGGCUGCGGCAUGUCCUUCGAGGACAGUCUUAUCCUCUCCACCUUGCUCGGCCGCUCAACGACUCCCGCCGAAUCCCUCGUGGCUUUACAGAUAUACGACCAGGUACGCCGUCCACGCACCCAACGUAUCGUGGAAUCGAGUCGGGGCACUGGACUCAUGCUGGUUGGGAAAGGGGAGGUGACAGGGCUGGAUUUGGAAAAGCUAAGGCAGGAUUUACUGCCGAGGUGGGAUUUUAUCAUCGAUUUUGACAAUGGCAAGGCUCGUGACGAGGCGGUUGAGAUGAUGGUUGCCGCGUUGGCAAAACUAUACUGA
This is a messenger RNA of Histoplasma mississippiense, 1242 nucleotides long. RefSeq lists its product with no specific name. The transcript has 2 exons. The record is from RefSeq and is a predicted model, not a curated record. Gene Ontology annotation, biological process: secondary metabolite biosynthetic process. Gene Ontology annotation, molecular function: FAD binding. Bases 1 to 1242 code for a protein of 413 amino acids. Lineage: Eukaryota; Fungi; Ascomycota; Eurotiomycetes; Onygenales; Ajellomycetaceae.